CUUAUACUACGUGCGUGUACCAGUGUAUAUUACAUAAGAAAAUAAAUUCCUCUAGACGGACGUGACGCGUGACCACCACCAGUGGAGGUCGACUAUCAUGCAGAGGUUCGAAGACAACAGAAAUUGUUCGGAUUGACAAGCCUUUGGCGCUGUAGAAGUUGAUUUGCUGAUGCCUCUGCUAUGUUUAAAGAACGGAUCACUCAGUGCUGCUCUACAUCGACUUGGUGAGUCUCUUUGGGCGCAGUUCUAGACAAUCAGUUCGACGCCGAGUAUGGAAUCUUACCGACGUCAUCUGUCGCACGCUUCAGCUCGGUCUAUUCCAUCUAACUUCACUCGAGCUCCAGAUAACGUAGUACUUCGCUGUCGGUGCUAGUCAAUCCCAAUGGGACUGCCUGGUUGUGGCAGUAUCACAUUUCGUGGUGAGAUUUUCGCCAGAAGACUUCGACCGGUUGAUGGACUACCUCAACAAUGUUCAUUCCAACGACCACGAGACAGCGGCGACAUCAACAAUAUCUGUUCAUUGCGAACCUCAUCGCAUGCAUGUCAGUUCCCGGGAAAUUCUGGUCACCACCGAUGCCAAUGGUGCAACUCCCGCCAAAGAUAGUCCUGACUGCUUCUUCCAUUACCAGCACGAAUUGUGCUAUCUCGAGCUGAUUUUGGCUCUUGCGAGCAAUUUCAAGUGGCAUCCCUAUUUGUUUGUCGAUUACCAUACAUCACAAAGAAGUAUACGCGGAUUUUGCUCUCGAGAUGCUCGUCGGAGGUGUUCUCGAAAGACUGGAGUGGCGAGGUCUAGAGCAGGGAGAGAGAGCCAUUGUUGUUAUGAAGGAGUCAAGAGACGUAGCCAACGACAUGCUUCAGAGGUUCAGUCCGGUAUAACAAGCAGGGCUUAUCACCGUACGAUCACGAACUGCUUCGUGAUUGGACAUUUUGGAUUGUUAUGAUUUGAACGCUGUUGUAUCAUCUGUCACGUUGCCUUACUUUAUACUUUGGGUCAUUUUCGAAGCGA
Molecule: messenger RNA, 1006 nt
Organism: Suillus bovinus
Lineage: Eukaryota; Fungi; Basidiomycota; Agaricomycetes; Boletales; Suillaceae
Exons: 3
Coding region: 453-941 (162 amino acids)
Source: RefSeq, a predicted model, not a curated record